Molecule: messenger RNA, 2668 nt
Organism: Centruroides sculpturatus (bark scorpion)
Lineage: Eukaryota; Metazoa; Arthropoda; Arachnida; Scorpiones; Buthidae
Product: potassium voltage-gated channel subfamily KQT member 1-like
Exons: 17
Coding region: 667-2640 (657 amino acids)
Biological process (GO): potassium ion transport; transmembrane transport
Cellular component (GO): membrane
Molecular function (GO): voltage-gated potassium channel activity
Source: RefSeq, a predicted model, not a curated record
CUGCGAUUUAUUCUUCGGUAACACAAAGACUCUUCUUCGUCCGGUCGAAAGACUACCGUCAACUUUCGUCGUACGAAAGAAAUUAAAACUAGUACGGUUGACAGCACUCACGAGAUCAUCCGUUCGACGUGUCUAAGAUCCUCUCGAAAAGAAUAAUCGUAUGGUACUAAGAUCCUCUCGUAAUAAUCGUAUGGUACUAAGAUCCUCUCGAAAAGAAGGAGAGACGAAUGCAAACCUAUCCACGUCCAAACGGAAGCAAAAAGUCAAUUUGCAUAAUCCGAAGCUUAGAACGGCGCUUUACUCCGUAAAUACCGGGUGACGACCAAUGAGGCACGAUCCCAAUGGCAAUUCGGAUCCUUUGGUAUUUGGUAACUGCUCAGCCGCGGUUCGGAUACGAAAUACAACUGUGGACGACGGCCGUGCGUUUGCCCAAAGACGAUAAAAACACGGUUAUGUGUGGUGAUGGAUGUGCGGGGCAUUCACGACCGUCGAAACACUUAAAAUAUUGAAAAUGCAUCUCCUAUUUGUGUAAAAGGCGCACAGCAGAUCAAACUCCACCGUCAUUUUCUGUCAGGAACGCGCCGAUUAAUUCGUGGACGGGAAAGUAAUUUUCGGAAUAAUCGAGCCAUUCGACCAGUCAGCAAUUUCGCAAUCCGCUUUCGAAAAAUGCGUAAAUCGAGUCGCCACCACAAAAACUCGUAUUCGUUCGUCCUUCUUCUUCCAGGAGGUACCGCACUCAACGCGCCCCGGAUACAAUCGUUCUGUAGUGAAGAAGACCUCGACCGGAUCCGGAAGAAGAAUUCUUCCACUUUCCCGGGAAGUGCGUCAGGAUGGCCAAUCCGGUGGAGAUCGCCCCCAUCGCGCCCUCCCGAGAUGGGAAGAGGGAACCCACUUUCCGCGCGGGAUCUUCCGUCGGAACCUUUGACAGGAAAGAGUGGGAGGCCAUCUACAGUAUUCGAGAAACCAACCGAGAUUCCAGGAGCUUCCAGGAGAAAGUGUAUGACUUCGUCGAUCGGCCCAAGGGAUGCCGAGCCUUCGCUUAUCACUUCCUGGUUCUUUCUGGUGUUGAUCUGCUAUCUGUUCGGGGUGUUGUCUACCGUUCCCGAAUACUCGGAGUCGGCGGAGAGCGUCCUCUAUUACCUGGAGAGGACGGUGGUAUCCAUCUUCGGAGCCGAAUUCUUACUGAGGUUGUGGGCGGCCGGAUGCCGCGGAAAAUACCGAGGAAUCAGGGGAAGGUUACGAUACUGCGCUCGAGCUCUGUCCAUUAUAGAUUUGCUAAUUAUCCUGCUGUCGGUCAUCUUCUUUACCGUUCCUUUCGGAGGUCAGAUAGUCGCCACUUCCGCCGUCAGAGGUUUUCGUUUCGUCCAGAUCCUACGAAUGUUGCACGUGGACAGACAGGGAGGGACCUGGCAUCUGCUUAAAUCCGUCAUCUACUCUCAUAGACAGGAAUUGAUGACCACGGUUUACGUAGGCAUGCUGGGCCUGACCGUUUCUUCUUAUUUGCUGUAUCUGGUAGAGAAGGAUUCCCACCCCGACCGAUCUUUUCAGACCUACGCCGAUUCUCUGUGGUGGAGCCUGAUCACCAUGACCACCAUCGGGUACGGAGACAAAGUGCCCUCUACCACCGCCGGCAAGAUCUUGGCCGCCAUCUGCGCCCUCUUUACUGUUUCUUUCUUCGCCCUUCCGGCGGGUAUCUUGGGAUCCGGAUUUGCCCUGAAAGUGCAGCAGCAGCAGAAACGAAAGCGUUUCAGUCGUCAGAUUCCUGCCGCCGCCACUCUCAUUCAGUGGACGUGGAGAUGCUACGCCACCGGACGUCACUUCCGCUCCGUGGCCUGCUGGAGGCUGCCCAGAAAAAUGGCGAAGGAAGGAUCGAUCUCGGGGAAGAGCCUGGGUUCGGACGCUCGGACAGAAGACACCUUCUCGUUGGUCGACUUCUCUCGCUACUCCGAGAAAAAGAAAUUCGACGCUGCUCGUUCUCCCUCCACCGAAGACGAGUUGUGGGAGGCGUCCGGAAGAUCUUUUUCCUCCGACCCGUGGAUCUCUAUCGACGGAUUCCCCCACAGCGACAGUGCCCCCGAAUUGAGGACGGCAGACGGAGAUAACCACCCCCCACCGGAGGCGGGAGGUCGAGGAGCCGUCUUCUCCGACUACGAGUUCACUGUCGAUUCCAACUUCUUCUACUCUUCCGCCUGCCGGGAAGAACUGGCGGCCUUCGGACACUGGCUGUCGCUGCGCGGAUCAUUGACAGAAGCGCAGAGAAACGCCAUCCGCGCCAUCGCCAGGAUGAAGUAUUACGUCGCCCUCAAGAAGUUCCAGGAGGCCAGACGUCCUUUCGACGUGUCCGACGUCAUCGAACAGUACAGUCAGGGAUACAUAAAUAUGACCACCAGAAUCAAAGAGAUCCAGAGGAGGUUAGAUAACACCUUAGGAAGACCUUACUACCCAAAUUCCAAGCUGAGAAAACCCGUCACUCUCGGAAAGCAGCUGAGGACGUUAAAAGAACAGAUGAUAGGCAUCGAGAAUAAAAUGGAUUCCAUAGAAAAGAAGCUCGAUGUCUUUCUAUCGACGACGAGUACUAACUUAAGCAAAAAACUUGCAAGAAAUUCUACCAACGGACAGACGACGGAAGAUAGUAGUUAAAAUUGCAAAGUUUAUUACCAGUUUAUAG